Epinephelus moara (kelp grouper) is the source of this 7916-nucleotide messenger RNA. Its product is annotated as protein sprouty homolog 3. Bases 971 to 1891 code for a protein of 306 amino acids. Gene Ontology annotation, cellular component: membrane; cytosol. Gene Ontology annotation, biological process: negative regulation of fibroblast growth factor receptor signaling pathway; negative regulation of MAP kinase activity; negative regulation of Ras protein signal transduction. NCBI's taxonomy places the organism in Eukaryota, Metazoa, Chordata, Actinopteri, Perciformes, Serranidae. The transcript has 2 exons. The record is from RefSeq and is a predicted model, not a curated record.
CUCUCGGGGAGAGGAGAGGAAACUACAGCAGGACGGGAAAAGAAACAGUUUUUGAACGGGAAAAAAAAGGAAGAUUUUUUAUUUUAAAGUUCUGUGUUCGAUCUCUGACUUCAGAAGCCUCUCACUCCAACCUCCAGCAGCAGUUUUCCUUUUCAUCAUUUCUUUUGACACCCAGAAAGAGUGUACUGCUGCAUCACACCGCUCCUUCUACUCUGCAUGGAGAUACUUCCACUUCCUCUUCUCCUGCUGCAACUAAGGACACUUUCCUCUUUCUGAAAACUGCAGAUUUUCAGAAUCAAAACGGCAAAAGCGUGUCUGUUUUUGACAGGAUCCCUGCAUCACAAGCAUCUCUUGCAACUUUAACGCCCUUACAACUUGGACAGAGAGAACAGAGCCCUUCGAUGCUGCGUGCGUAAAAGGGACUCUUUGCUUUUUUUUCUCCGAGGUGUAGGAGGAGGCGACUUCAGGAGGACGUACCGGGAUCAGAGUGCUCCUGGAAGAGCUCCGGGAAGAGGAGGAAGAGGAGGAGGAGGAGGAGGGCGCGUCACGCUGAGAGAGAGCAUCCUCCCUACAAACACACACCCUUAAGACAACAGAGCUACAGUAAUCUUAUAAAAUUCCAAGUUGGAGAUCAUAUAAGUAUUUAGCAAAAUAACCACCUGCAUUAUUGUAAAGUUGGAAAUUAAAGAUUAAGUAAUCACAAAAAAGAAAUCACAAAAGUAGAUUAAGAUCAACUUAAAUUUAUCACUGAGUUCCAGAGACAAACUACAAAUCAUAAAAAGGGAUAUUAUAAGAAUACUGUAGAGUUAAUUUGUCAGAAGCACACACGGACACCCAGGACGCCCCAGCACGCCGCUGCAGGAUGGAUCACCCACCAAUCAGAGGUUUAUCUGAUGUGCCGUGAGCGUUGGGAGCACUUUGCCCCAGCCCCGGCCUGCAGCCCUGGUGCCACCCAGCCUGGCUCACCAGGAUGGACCCUGCUCAUUCCUUCAGGAUGGAGCUGGACGGGCUGGACCUCCAGCAGGUCCCAGUGCUGUCGCUCGACCAGAUACGUGCCAUCCGGGCCAACAAUGACUAUGUGGAGAGGCCCGUGGCGCUGGAGCCGGCAUCCCAGUCCGGAUUUUUCUAUGCCCAUGAAGACCGUUAUCCUCAUGGAGUAUACCCCCACUACCCCCAGCCUUCCUUCCACUCAGCCAUGCCCCGCAGCCAAAGUCAGCAGCAGCACGCUCACCUGUCCCACCUGAGCCGUUCCAGUACCAUAAGCUCUUCCAUGUCUCGGACAAGUGCCACCUCAGACCAGCGGCUACUGGCGGGUUUGACACCAUCACACUCUGGCCUUGGUUCGGUGGUCCGUUCUCAACCUAAAGGAGAACUUAAGUCUGAUACUUCCUUUGGUAAAGGUCUAACAGAGGAUGAGGCCGAGAUGGGCCGUCAUUUGUUCAUCUGCGAGCGGUGUGGUCGCUGUAAGUGCCAAGAGUGCUGCGCCCCCCGCCGCCUGCCUUCUUGUUGGGCCUGCGGACAGCGCUGUCUCUGCUCUGCCGAAAGUGCCGUGGAGUAUGGCACCUGCUUGUGCUGUGUUAAAGGCCUAUUCUACCACUGCUCCGCCCAAGAUGACGAGGAUAACUGUGCUGACCGGCCGUGCUCCUGCGCCCCAGCCCACGCCUGUGCCCGCUGGGGCACCAUGGGGCUGCUGUCGCUCUGCCUGCCCUGCCUCUGCUGCUACCCCCCUGCCAGGCUGUGCCUUGCCGUGUGCCAGUGUGCCCACGACCGUGCCACGCGCCCCGGCUGCAGGUGCAGUAACACCAACACUGUGUGCCGCAAGAUUUCAGCCUCCAACCCUAACCCUGGCCAUCCCUCGCUCCGCAGCAAGGCCUUAGAGAAGCCGUUAUGACAGGCCUGGAAGGGGGCCAGGUAAAUACAUUUCCCCUCAGCCGUCGCCAAAGCAACGCUGUCGCCAAUCAACAGUGCCACAGCUGACAUUGUGACGACAAUGCCAUUGUGACCCACCUACCUACAUAAGACAAGCCAACCUACAAACCAACCGUGAAGUGUUGUUCACCUAAUGUACCUUGAAUUUACUUCAUCUCCAGCUCAGGAGGGACCAAAGCUUUACUGUGCCUGUUCAUGUUGGAGACUUCAUGCCUAAAAACAAAAACUCAGCCUGAAGAAGAAGCUGUCGUGCUUUGCUGGACUGCCCUUCAACCUUAAGCAAAACUUCCAGACAGAAAUCACCUCUCUCUGCAUUCUGUGGUGUAAUCUGGACGUGUUAAAAUCUAUUUAUUUAUUGUUGAACCUCCUUCCUCCCCACCCUCUGCAAAGAGAACGCACGGAGCUCUGAGAUGGGCGAUGGACCAAAUCAGGAAGGAAAGACGCCUGUGGCAAUGUGUAUGGUCUAUGCCAACAGAGUUUCUGUCCUCUAGAAAGAGAGAAUCAGGAGACGUAUGGAAGACUGAGGACUCAGACCACAAUGACAUUCAGAAAACUCCAGAAAAGGCUGAAGAUGAAUGAAUGAAGAAACCAAUGUUGUGCCGCGGUGCACAUCUGACUGGGACUCCUAGCAAAGCACCAAGGCAUUAAGUGAGAACAAAGACACUUGUAACACAUCUGUAACAACAGUUUGACACCAAAAAAAGGGACCAUGCACUGUACGAACUGAGUGAAUUUCAAUGCUAUUAAGCUCAUUUGUAAAGGAAAAGCACUGUGAGGUAGAUGGACAAUGUUUUACCCGGCAGCCAAGAGCUGAAUGGGGGAUUAUUUAACCGGAGGGAGGGUGCAUCCAUUGUCACUAGGCAGCGUGUGUGUGUGUGUGUGUGUGUGUGUGUGUGUCCUCCUACUGUUCAACAACCUGUGUAUGUAGAAGCUGUGUGUAUGUUGUUUUGUCAGCAGAAGAAGCCUCCCUUGUCUUAUUUUUAGCAGUGCUGCUUCGGUGGAGCUCUGAGGGUCUGGUCGGGUUUCCUCCCGAAGUCAGUCUGUCGCCAAGCUCCCUCCUCUGACCGACCUCCUUCACUGCCCCCACCUCCAUCCUACUCUCCUCCUCCUCCUCCUUUACCCCACUUAAUCUAUUCUCCUCCCAUCCUCGAAUCAAAUGCUCUUUUCUCCAGACCAUCUCUUUGUGUCUCACUUUCAUUCAAUUAGUGCCUUGAUCCAGAAUGACGUACAGUUAAGAGCACGUUCACCAAUUUGCCAUCAUGGAAGUACAGAAAUAAUGUUUGCACAGAGCUGCAGUAGCUCAAUAAGUUAUUUUGCUUCAGUGAAAUUAUACCACGAAGCUCUUACUUUUACUCAAACUAAACAAAAUAUUCAGUUUCCAAGGCAAAUUUAAACUCUAAUCCAAAAUCUGAGUUCUUUCUAAUCUACCCAAAUGGUCAAGGCUGAUGGCCGUCAACCUAGACCCAGCAGGUUCUGUUCUAGGCUCCCUUUUCCUUGCUGCCAUCAACAAAGUGCUUGCUCAUGGGGGAAUUCUUAGGUGUCUGUAAAUAAAGAGUAUGGUCUAGACUUGCUCUACAUGAAAGGUAUCUUGAGAUAACUUCUGUUAUGAAUCGGCACAUUACAAAUAAAUUUGACUUGACUAAUUUGUAGAGGAGAUUUUGAUCCAGGGCCGCAUUCACAAUACAUCUAAAGGUUGAGUUAGGAUGGAAAAUAAAAUGAUGGUUAUUUCAAUGAGGGGAAGGCAGCAGAGGGGAAGCAGUUUUUAACACAAGGGUAAGGGUAUGAAGCGGUUGCUACCCAUAUAAACAUGCACAAAUUUUGCUUCGCCACUCAAAGCUCACCCUGUUGAAUUUCUGGCAGCAGCCAUCUGGCUUUAGCCAAUCAAAUAGCAGGCAUCGCGGGAGCAGAACGAAGGAAAGAUGGGUGAGCUGAUGAUGUUGGUGUCUGAAUACCCAGACAUCUCGGCACAAGCAACUUAUAAGGAAAACCAGAAGAAAAAUAUAACAUUUCCAUCAAAUUUUAGCCAAAUUGUCCAAAUAUGUAGAGAUCUUUGGUAAAUUCCAAUGAUUUCUAUUGUCUUGUAACAGUUUGCAGCGUCCGCCAGUGACCAAAUCACCUGCGUGUCAUUGCAGCUGUGGACUGUAGCAGGAGCAGCUACUUUUAGAAACACUUUGUUGUUUGGGGGGGACUGUUCUCACAGGUUGUCAGGGCAAAACAGCUGAAAAUAGUCUUUUAGCAUUAAAAAAAAAACAGCUCCUAUCAGUGUUGGAUGUUAGGUGCAGUCCAGAGGACUUUAAAGCCAAUUAAAUCUAAUAAACAUCCAUUGCUAUGGGUAAUUGCUCAUUGGUAAUGAGCAGAAUUUGAAAAAAAUUUAAAAAAAAAGUCAUAAUACAAUGAGCUGUUAUAAAGGUACUAACUCAACUAUCAGGGUAUUUUGAUGGUGGUGGUGCUACGCAAUUGCAUCACCAACAGAUCGAGACAUUCCUAUUGCCUUGGAGAUCAAGGUUUGCACAACACUGUGCUAUUUGGCCAUUUUAAACAUAAAGUUAUGCAGCUUUGUUGACCUUUGAAUUGACCCCACCCCUUCUCAGAAGCUUGUGUAGAAGAUGUUUUAAAAUAUGGCCAAAGACCUUCAUGAGCUUGACAAGGCUCAUGUCUACCUGAUGAGAAGUCCUUCAGGGCUGCUAGAGAGCCACACUAGAUGCCUUCUGUCACAUCGCAUCUUUAAUGUGUUGCUCACAAGACAGAAAAUUAAAUUCUUCCACAACACAAAAACAACCUAACAACCAGCAAAAGCCAGCUGACAAGAGGCGUAUAUUUCCCACACACCCAUAUAUCCCUCCUGCCUCGUCCGUCUCUCCUCUUACGCUCAGAGAGGCUAAAAGCCUCCAGUUCCUGGUCCACAGAGAGUUGAUCAAACAGGCAAUUAGCUUCAUGAUAGCUCUUAAUGGGCCGGAGAAGAAUGGAGCGUGGGAGGGAGGGAAGUGAGGGGACAGGAUGAGUGGAGUUGUGGUGUUUGGCAGAUGGACAGCUGAUGGGGAGAGAGGGAUGCUGGGAGGAAAAGAGAAAGGAGGGAGGUUGGAUGGAGGGAAAGGAAAGACAGGAUGUUGAUGUUGCUAUAAAGUCAGAUGGAGACGAUGCAUGCUCAAAAAGAAAAGAGCAAUCUAACUUUUUUUUUAGUCGUUUUUUACUUUCGUCGUUUCUACUGAACUUAUUCAGCACUUGAGGUACUCACUUCAGAUGCAACAACAGUGCACGGCUCUUCCAGGAAGGAAACACUGAUAGAAACAACACACACACACAGCAGUCAGGAGUGUAUGAGUGCAUAUGCAUCUUCAUGUUUUUAAGCGUGUGUGUUCAUGAUUGGAUGCAUAUGGGCUUUUCUGUGUGUGUGUGUGUGUGUGUGUGUGUGUGUGUGUGUGUGUGGCAGGGUGCGUCACCUAAGCACAAACACACACACACUGCCCUGAUUUGUUAAAUGUUACUUUGCUAUAUUUUUAUAUGUAAAUAUGGGCUAUUAACUGUAUAACUAUUUUUAUUCUGCUUUAUUUUGUUUUUAUGAGAUUGAUAUUAUCAUGGCUGUUUUCCAUUCUAGUCAACAUUUACUUAUUUACUGUCUAUGUGUGAUCAAUUCAGGUACUUUUGGGGCAACUCUGACAGCAAACACUGAACACGGACUUAGGAUGUGGCAUUUAAUUGAUGCUACAGCAUUUUCCCGAGUAUAGCUUGGUAUUAUGGCUUGGUUUUGAACAUUUUUGGGACCAAAUACAUCUUUAGCAACAAAAAGCUGAGCUCUGUUCUUCCCUGGUCUCUCUGCUGGCACAGAAGAUAAUCCUUUAUUAGUCCAACAGCGGGGAAAAUGCAAACAAAAUUAGAAUUUGGCAAUCAACUUUUCUCAGAUAAAGAAACCCAGAUCAUUUUUUUGUUUUAAUGCAGGAAAUUAGAUUCAUUUCUAAUCAGUAUACCAUCAUAAAAUAGUAAGUAAAACAACAACUAUGACUUAGCAAAGAGUGUUAUGAAAUGUUUUAGUGCACUACUGCUGUUUGCUCUCAGAAUGUUGUCCAAAUUGUUUCUGUUCUCAUCACUGGUUUCACUUUGAAAGACAGAUUGGCAACAGAGGAGGACACACUCAAUUUAAAGAUGUUAAUUUUUCUUUUAAUGUUGCAACUUUCUCCACUUUUGUGUUACGUAUGACAUAAUUAUUAUUAUUAUUAUUAUUAUUACUUAUUACAAGUAUUGGCAACCAAAAAUCAUAAUCUAUGACACCUACUGAUGCAAAUCACUGAGGUUGACAUCACGUCCACAUUAAUGUUGAUGAAUUUGAAAACUUUUUAAAAACGUUUCAAAGUUUGCCACCACCCAAAGCAGAACAAGUGGUUACAUUGGAAAAUGUCAGUCCCAUGGAGAAACUGAGCUUUUCUACAACGCUGAUGCAAGCUCGUCAUGGGAGCCAUUUUCUGAAAACUCGCUGGCACAUUCUGUCCUGCAUGCAUGCUCUGCGAAUGACAAACAGUGCUUCAAAACCACUUGGCGGCCAUGUGCAGACGCUGCUGGUUCAACUAGUCUGCCUGAUAGAGGAAACCAAAUGCCUCUAUUGUUGUGGUGUUUGAAAACAAUAAUGUGAACAGAAAACUUUGAAAAUGAAAACUUUGUUUUCAAAUGUAGCUGCAUUAUUGUGGUCAUGGCCUCAGAUGGGUUCGACACACUCACACAUGCAUACACACACGCGCACACACUGUCUCCUCUACACUGACUGGAUGACUUCAGUCAGAUCUUGGUGCUUGGCGGAGAUGACUUGAGGAACAUUUAUUUGUACCCGGAUUGUUUUCUAUCUGAGCUGGACGAGUUACAAUGGAAACUGGUGCAUAUGUUUUAACUCAUUAUGUUUCAUCUGUGUUCACAGUAACUUUCAAAUAUUUACAGUGACAGUUGUCCGAUCAUAACCUCUUCAGUAGGCAAUGUUUUGUAUGUACUACAGAUACACACAGAGUGGCACAAGCAGAAUCAACUUCCAAUUUUGCUCAUUAUCAUUUUUUAAAAGGAGAUUUUGUCAGAGUUCAUGCUUAACAAUCUGUAAAUGUUUUAUAUUGUAAAUAUCUGAUUUUUGUCUCCUCAAAUAUUUUGUUUCCUAAAUGAUCUAAUAAUCUGUAAGUAAAUGCAUUCUUACUUACCGAAAUCACAAUCUCUUACAUUAUAAAAUGACCCAAAUCAAAAUUAUGGAUUAUAACUUUUAGGGGUGCUGAUGAGGGAGCUAGUGAGCUUGAUCGCAGGAGAAAGUUGCAUGUGGCAUUGAUAAGUUAAAGGAAAAUAUCAUGCAUCUUCACAAGAUUUAAGGCACAUGAAGGACAGCGACUUGUGACAUCUUUUGAGUCAAUAACAUUCUUACUGGUGUGCAACCUCCACACCUCACCUCUGCUGACUGCACUGUGUAUAUCUGUAUGUACAAAUAAGGCUUUUCGUUACAUAGAUACUUUAAUUCCAGGAUUUCCUUUCCAAAAUGUUUCCGAUAUUCCUCCCUCAGAACCGGAGCUCACGUCGGGAACCUGUCUGAUGCUGUACGUACGCAGGCUGCCGCUAUAACCACUCAUCUUCUCCUCUUGUGUCUUAGCAAGCAUCGCUUUUGGUACAAAUUGGCAUAUUGUAUGUUGUAAAAGAAUUUACGGAGAGUAUAUGGAACAAAUAUAUAUUGAAAUCUAUCUAAAAUGAAUAUAUUAUAUAUGGAACAAUACGCAUUUUACACUUUCUGUUUCAUUGCUGACAUUGCUUCAUGGAUAUUUAUUUAAAUGGUUGCAACAAUAGCCGUAACAAUAAUCCUGAGGAUGGUGUUGAUGAGUGAAGUAUUUAUUUUACAGUGGUCAGAGGAGAUUAAGAGCACCGAUGUUGUUGUUUGUCUUUUGAUUUGGUUUAUUUGUUCCUCUCGGUGUGGUGUGGCUGCUGCUACCCUCCUGGCUAAAGAUGAACCAAUAAAAAGGAGUUUCCAAACUGAA